AACCAAACCAAACUUUCAUGAUUCCCUAUUUUAUUUCCAUGUGCACAACAAACCAAAGCAUUAUAGGUCAAAAAUUAAAUGGGUCUGCCUAUUUACUAACCCAAAACAUUUUGGACAGCUACUAGACUUUAGGAUUACGUACAAUACCAUCACAAUCACCUCAAACUAUGUAUAGUUUAAGUGUUUUGUUGGAGAGCUUUAACUUACUGAUGAGUGGUAUUGGUAUGUAUUUGAUAUUUAUGUUAAGGGUUUGUUGUAAGCUAACUAUAUUAGGUGCAAAGAUGAUGAAUGGUGUAUUAACUCGAAUGGUUAAGACAUUUUAUUCUGUGGUUAAUGAAAUUUAGACUUAAUUGGUUUGGUAUUACCACGGUAACCAUUUGAAACACCCCUAAAUUUUUAAAUACCCCUAUAAGCUGAAAGUCUGGCUGCACCACUAAUUAUCAUAUUAACCCCUUUUGUUCUUUCUCACAAGUUGUGAUAUAUGUAGCUUUUUAGAUAAUCAUUACAUUAGUCAAACCUUAAAACUCUAAAAUAAGACCACAAUAUGCAAUUACGCGGUACCAAAUUACUCUAAAAUAAGACCACAAUAUGGUCAAACAAACAAUCAAGUUCAAUUCUAGCUGCUCAAAUGACGCAUAUAUUUUAUAUUACAAUGUUUGCUAAGCUGAGCGGUAGGUGGGAGAUCCAGACAUAACGCAAGUUGUUAUUUAUGUAAACGUCCUGUCUAGCUAGCUAGCUUAUUCGUUCGAUCAUCCCCAAUUUCGGAUUAGAAGAUAUUAGCCAGCUAGCUUAGCAUGGUUCGUCUCUUUGAUUUCAAGUCAGACAAGCACUUCGUUGCUUCCUCCGACGGAACUAACCUCAAAGUCUAUCAAUUGAGCCACCCUAUUGCUUCUCCUUCUUCCAUUCGAAAGACUCAUUGGAGGGAAAUCGUCAGUAUCAUCUGUUCUCGUGACGAUGCAUCUGCUGAGAGCCAACUGCAGGAGCACUGCUAUGACGGGUUGCUGUUCUUUGAUGGCCAUGGGAAGAUAGAGGGGCGGGAGGCGUUGACCAAGCUAGCCCAACACCUCACACGUCUACACUUGAUGGUGAGCCCCGGAGGAUACUGUUUCCAAGAUGCCGGCGAGCUAGGUGAGUACAAGGACUUUGGGGUUCACUACCUGCGAUUGAAUGAUCAGUUCGAUUGGUCUCGUCAUGGCGUUAACCUCGCCACGGCGACCAUCGUGUGGCCGCGAUUGAAGUUGAAGUACGUCGUACCAAAGCAAGGGAGACCAGCCACCGUGGAGGGAGGAGUGAGCAAGGAGAAGUAUGCCGAGUUGAAGACGUUGGUGAAAGAGAAGGACAAGGAGUUGGAGAAGUUGAGGGAGGAGCUCCAGAAGCUGCAGAAGCUGAGCGAAGAAAGAGACGAGGAGUUGCAAAACUUAAGGGAGGAGAUGGAGAAAGCAAGUGAAGCGAAGGAUGGCGAACUCGAAGAGCUUAGAGAAAAACUAUCCUCAAGUUUAGCCGACAUGGCACGCGUCAAGGAAGAACUAGAGCAAUGCUGUGAGAAUUCAUGGUCGGAUUCAGCUAGGAAAAGUACAUUCUUCUUGGCGAGUCAGCUCUCAAAGAACCAGGAGGAGUGGCAAAUCCACUCAAGGCAAAGACGCCCCGUGCCACCAGAAACGUUCCGAUGUGGAGGCAUCGAUAUGUUCUCUGGGUGCCGUUAUUUUUACGUGCCCAAGAUGAGGGAUGGACAGCUAGAUCCAUUUUAUGAAAUAGUUUUUUUGGUGGACGAGGAGAUGACUGCAAGGUCGUUGCUGCCGCCAUUGGUGCACGUCGAAACUCGCGUUGUUGGGCAAUUCGACGUGAACAAUUGGUGGUUUACGAAAGCACUUCAUCCCGAAGGUGGGGUGACGAUGUUGGCGUACUAUGACGGUCAUCGGGAUCACGUUCGGGAUCACGUUCGGCUGCCGUAUUCCAAGAAUGAAGAUUUUUAUGCGGACCGGAGGUUUUUCUUUGUUCGUAUCGGCAACGAAAGAAGAUUGGCCUUCGCCUAUCGAGUAUAGAUCGACCAUUGUGACUAGGAUCAAAAUGUAAUUUAAUCUUCGGUUCGCAAAUGUAUUUUUUUUUUUUUUGGAUUGAAAUUGAAUGUUUGAAUCAUGCAAGAUUAUUGUAUCUCGAUUCUCGAACCCCGUAACCUGUAACCGCUUGUUGGUAUAAAUGCAUGUACCAAUAUAAAAUUUUGGAUCGGUGCAAAUUUAUAAGGUUUAAUUAAUUCUUUAACAUGCAUUUCUCGACCCGUAAUGUAUAAGUAUGAAGCUGGGCAUCUUGAACUCUAAAGUCUAGCCUGGAGCCUUAAAUGGCUGAAAUGCAAUAAUGGGCCUGAAAGUCAGGCCGAAAAUCCAGACUUCAAUUAUGAUCCCAAAUUCCCAACCUAGCCCACGUUGAUCCGUAAACACCAUUGUUGUGGUCUAUGGAGAUAUUCGCAGCCUGGGGUGAAUUGCAAACUUGGUCACUCAUAUUACUCAUUUAUAACACUUUAGCCACCCAAAUUAAAAAUCAUUCAAGUUAGCCACCAAUACUACAUGUUUAUGUCAUAUUUGGUCACUUGUCGUCUAGUUCCGUUAAGUCUGUCCUACGUGGCAGUCAAUAAAUAGGUUUGACCAUU
Molecule: messenger RNA, 2644 nt
Organism: Linum trigynum
Lineage: Eukaryota; Viridiplantae; Streptophyta; Magnoliopsida; Malpighiales; Linaceae
Source: the annotation of a GenBank genome assembly